AAACGAACGCGCGUCAAAUGUAAACCACAUAGGUACGGCUGUGGACGGAGAACGUUUUCCGUCUCCGGUACGAAACUCCCCUACCCAGUCAAAUAUCUAUCCCCCUCAGAGACGACGGCGCAUGAUAGAAAACGGUCACUAACCUGCGCCUCCUCCAACCAGCUUCCUCUCCUCUUCUCAUGGCGGUCUCAGUCUCGGGUCCUGUUUCCUUCCUCUUUCACGACCAUCAAAACGGAGACCUCCGUCGUCGUUUCGGGUACAGACGAACGACCGAAUCCAAGUACGGUCACCCGUCACGGAACGACAGAAGAUUGGGAUCGAACAAGGAAAAGAGAUGGAGGGUUAUUUGCAGAGCUUCUUCUUCUCCUCCUCCUCUCUACUUCAAAGAUCUUGACGCUGAUGAUUUCCGUCAUCCUCUUGAUAAACAGAACACGUUGUUGCUGAGAGCGAUUCCAGGCUUGAACGAAUUCGGGAGAGCUCUUCUGGGAUCCAUGACAGAACAGAUCAUGCUUCUCGAGAACAUAGGGACUUCUGUUCUUGUCUCCAAGAACCAGCUCUCUGAUCUUCACCGUUUGUUGGUCGAGGCAUCUGAGAUACUUAACAUUGAAGCUCCCGAUCUCUAUGUCCGUCAAAGUCCUGUCCCGAACGCGUAUACGCUGGCAAUUAGUGGUAAAAAGCCGUUCAUCGUCGUCCACACCAGCCUGGUCGAGCUUCUCACUCGUGAAGAGUUGCAGGCUGUGAUUGCUCAUGAGCUAGGUCAUCUCAAGUGUGAUCAUGGAGUGUGGCUCACAUUUGCAAACAUUCUCACCCUUGGGGCUUAUACAGUUCCUGCAUUCGGGACGAUGAUAGCUCAGACCCUGGAAGAACAGUUGCUUCGUUGGCUCCGAGCAGCAGAGCUGACUUGUGACCGUGCAGCUCUUCUUGUUGCUCAGGAUCCCAAGGUGGUCGUCUCUGUUCUUAUGAAACUAGCUGGAGGCUGCCCAUCUAUCGCCGAUCAGCUAAAUGUUGACGCGUUUCUAGAGCAAGCUCGGUCAUAUGACAAAGCUUCUUCAAGCCCCCUGGGCUGGUACAUUCGAAAUGCUCAGACGAGGCAACUCUCGCAUCCUCUUCCGGUUCUGCGGGCACGUGAGAUUGACCAGUGGUCCCGGAGUAUUGAAUACAAAAGCCUCCUAAAGCGGGCUAGCCAGGCAAGCACUGUUGGAAGCAUUUAGCAUGGCGUGGAACCUACAACAAUUAGAAAGAAAAGGAAGCAUGUAUAGGUAAGCUUCCUGGCCGGGUUUGAACCUUUUCUGAGUGGUUCAGGGUUUGUCUCUCACAAAGGACACAAGAUUGAGUUCUUGGAUUUAUACAGUGUUGUAAAGUCUUAGAGGGUUAUAAAAUUCUUGUACUGUUGCAGCGACAAGAGAAACAACUACCUGUGUAUAAUGAGAUUCUUGUUUCUGUAUUUGUGAUCA
Tarenaya hassleriana is the source of this 1454-nucleotide messenger RNA. Its product is annotated as protease HtpX. The transcript has 8 exons. The record is from RefSeq and is a predicted model, not a curated record. The coding region runs from base 180 to 1211 and encodes 343 amino acids. Gene Ontology annotation, biological process: CAAX-box protein processing. Gene Ontology annotation, cellular component: endoplasmic reticulum membrane. Lineage: Eukaryota; Viridiplantae; Streptophyta; Magnoliopsida; Brassicales; Cleomaceae. Gene Ontology annotation, molecular function: metalloendopeptidase activity.